ACAGCCGCUUCCUAAACUCACUCUCUCUUAGUUUGGGUCUUCUUCAGAAGAAUCGGCCAUGGACGACCUACUCGCUAUUACAGAGAAGAAGGCCCUUGUUGAGAUUGUGAAGUUGGUCCAGAAAAGAGGAUGGAAGGGUACUAAAGGAGAUUGGAAGGAGUUUUUGAACAUUUAUGAUAAACAGAUUGGGGCAAGCUUGAGUGAUCCGGCAAGGAGGUCCAAUAGUGUUUUGAUUUCUUUUCUGAUGACAUUUGAUAAAGAGGAUCAUUUGCAGUUCUUGACUAAAGUAAUCCAAUCUUGUUCCAAGCAAAAGAUGGUUCAACAACUUACGAGCUCGCUGGAUGAUGAGUCCCCUGAGCAGAGGCUGGUUUGCUUAACUCUUGAACACCCGCUGUAUCCCUUCGAGUAUUCUUUCCCUUCAAAUAGUCAGGAUUGGGUUGUUACAGAGGUCGGUAAAAAAUCCAAGGUGAUGAAAUUAGACAGAAUUCUUGCCGUUGACUGUGAGAUGGUCUUGUGUGUAGAUGGAACUGAAGCAUUAGUGAGGGUGUGCGUUGUGGAUCACAAUUUACAGGUCAAGUUGGAUGAAAUUGUAAACCCUAAUAAAGCAGUUGCAGAUUAUAGAACUGAGAUUACAGGCAUCACUGAAGCAGAUCUGGAGGGAGUUACUUGCUCGUUGGUAGAUGUGCAGAAAUCAUUGAGGAAAUUGUUGUCGAAGGGAAGAAUUUUAGUUGGCCACAGCCUAAGUAAUGACCUAAAUGCAUUGAAGAUAGACCAUACAUGGGUGAUUGAUACCUCGUUUAUAUUCAAAUAUUCUGAUGGACCUAUUAAUAGAAGACCUUCUUUGAGUAAUUUGUGCAAGUCGUUGCUGGGCUACGAACUACGUCAGAAGGAUGCACCACAUAAUUGUUUGGAUGAUGCUUGUGCUGCAAUGAAACUUGUCCUUGCUAGGCUAGAGCAUCAAAUCGAAGAUACUGUUCCCUUUCCUGAAGUGGAUGCGCGUGAAAUUGACAUGUCGAAGCUAUUUCUUCACAAGAUACCUCUGUAUGUGCCUAGUGAAGAAUUGCUAAAGGUCAUUCCUGGGGACUUUACAAUCGAACUCAAGCCAUCUUGGAAAACUCGAGGAAAUAAAUAUUCUGCCUAUGCUGUCUUUAAGAAUUCAGACGAAGCACAACAAGCAUAUGAAAACGUUAAAGGCAGUGAAGAAAAGGAUUCGUUUGGACGACCACAGAAACUUAUCACUUUGCGUCCCAGCAAAGGUAAACCUUGUAGUAUUUAUGUUCGUAAAAUGGCAGAUGGUGAUGGCAACGAGGGAGACGUGUCUAGGAAGAGAGCUCAUCAAGUUGAAGAGACAUCAAAUGUAUCCAAGAAACUGAAAACAGAAGAGAAUAAUAAAGAGGAGACAAUGGAAGACCAGAAUGAGCGUUGUGAUGAUCUUGAAGAAAUUGAGAUAUCAAAGAAAGAACGGAAAGCCAAGGAUUUGGAUACAGUGACUGCUAAUGGAAAGGUGUCUAAGCACCGAAAAAAGGACAAAAAAGGAAAGAAGAAACGGCAUUAGGCAGUACCUUGGAUUGUUAUGAAUUGCAUGUGGCUCGUUGAUCCGUAUGUUUGCUUUCUAUGGUGUGUUACUGCUCAACAAUAGUGGGAAGGAUUCUGUAAGGUUUGGGUUGAGGAUGCCAGCCACAAAGAAGGGUUGAAAGUUUCUUCCCAUUCUCUGCUCUGUUCUUAUGGUUUGGCUUCCAGUCAACUGGUGGAUUGGUGCAUUUAACAUAUUCUGAUUAAUUUUGCUACGAAGAGCAAGUGCAGAUUGUGCCUCGGAAUAUUAAGGAAUAGGUAAGAGAAUGCGAAAAAGAUGGGCCGGAAAUUCGAAUUAGGUAUAUCGAAGACUGAACGAGUUAUUUGGCGUGGCAGCUGAAAUAACUUGUAUAUUUUGCAAUGUUGUGCUAUUUUCUAACAAAUUCUCACAUUGUACCCAUGGAAAUAACCCUAUUUGUUUUCCAAUAAUUCUCACAUUUUGUUUGUCGUU
Morus notabilis is the source of this 2023-nucleotide messenger RNA. Its product is annotated as small RNA degrading nuclease 1. NCBI's taxonomy places the organism in Eukaryota, Viridiplantae, Streptophyta, Magnoliopsida, Rosales, Moraceae. The record is from RefSeq and is a predicted model, not a curated record. Gene Ontology annotation, cellular component: nucleus. Gene Ontology annotation, molecular function: exonuclease activity; nucleic acid binding. The transcript has 12 exons. Bases 59 to 1555 code for a protein of 498 amino acids.